This is a messenger RNA of Xylona heveae TC161, 3523 nucleotides long. Its product is annotated as DUF1620 domain protein. Gene Ontology annotation, molecular function: protein binding. Bases 139 to 3042 code for a protein of 967 amino acids. NCBI's taxonomy places the organism in Eukaryota, Fungi, Ascomycota, Xylonomycetes, Xylonales, Xylonaceae. Gene Ontology annotation, cellular component: EMC complex. The transcript is spliced from 3 exons. Gene Ontology annotation, biological process: protein folding in endoplasmic reticulum. The record is from RefSeq and is a predicted model, not a curated record.
CGGCGAGCGACCCUGGAGCUCCGACCUAGAUGACAAUGGCGCCCUGACGAGCUCGUUGCUGUAGUGUUAUGUUUUAAACGAUACAACCUUAUGGAAUAAAGCAUUCAGUGACCGCUGAAGCUUUAGAGCAGAGUCAUAAUGCGCCUCUUCGCAAGCUCGGCGCUUGUGCUGUCUCUGCUAUCGCCCGUUUACGCCGUAUUUCAGGAUGAAGCGUAUCACACGGAUUUCCAUCACGCAUUGCUAGGGACCCCACAGGAGCACACCACAUUCUUUCACCGACCACAAUCAGUGUCCAAAGCCUCGCUGCUCUAUACGCUUUCAGAAAAAGGUAUACUAGGCGCUGUCAAUCCAAGGAAUGGAUCUCUCGUGUGGCGGCAGGUGCUCGGUGACGGCUUACCUCCCACUAAUGCCUUCCUCAGAGCUGGUGAGGACGAAGAUGCAGUUGUCGGCGCAAUUGGAGAUCAUGUUUCAUCUUGGAGUGCGCUAGAUGGAAAACUCGUUUGGUCAAACGUAUUUGGUGAUGGUCCGGCAAGAGACCUUGAGGUCUUGGAGCUUGAGGAAGGAAAAGUCAAUCGACCGGCCAAAGACGUGGUCACUUUGUUUGGCACGGAGAAAGGUGUCGUCAAGAGAUUAGAUGGGGCAACUGGUGACGUUAAGUGGGAAUUCAAGGACCAAAGCGGUGAUCUUCCUUAUCAAGUCUCCUCGUCGGCCACAAGCAUCUACUACAUUUCGCUACAUCCCGCUCUCAUCAAAGGUUAUAAAAUCAAAGUCACUACAUUGGAUGCCCUGACUGGAGCUCAGACUGGACAAUAUACUCUGAAUACCGACAGCGAUGUGACCUCGGCAGACCUGAUACUUUUUGUGGGAUCUAAUGCUGCUCUUCCGGUUGUUGCAUGGACAGAUCCAUCGCACAAGACACUCAAAGUCAACCUUCUCGGGUCGAGGCAGAUAUCCACUUUUAACGUCCCUAGCGAGAGCGGGGAGAGGGUCGAGAAGAUUAUUCUCCACGCGCCCCAUGUUAUCAACUCUGUUCCUCACUUUUUGGUCCAUUAUCAAUCACCGAGCUCGCACUCGGCGGAGGUCUACCACAUUGAUUUGUCGGCAGGCACGGUCUCAAAGGCUUAUAGCUUACCCAAAUUGGCUGGUAAAGGCACGUUUUCGACUACUACUGUUGAUGCGAAUGUGUUUUUCACAAGAAGCACGCAAGAGGAGUUUGUGCUUGUUUCUUCCGCUUCUCACGGCAUCCUUGGACGGUGGCCUGUUCGAGGAGCUUCUCUGGCCAUCGAUGCACCCGUUCACGGUGUCUCUGAAGUUGUUGCCAAGACGGGCUCUACCUAUGCUGUCAGAUCAGCUGUUACCCUCACCUCGGGCGAAUGGCAGCUUAUAAGGAACGGUGAUUUCGACUGGUCGCGGCCUGAAUACCUGGCUGGUGUUGUUGCAGCAGACUGGGCCGAACUCGAAGAACAGAAAGACUUGGCCCGCGAGCUGGAGGUCGAGGGGCACGAGAAUGUUCUCUCAGCCUACAUCCAUCGAGUCAAGCGGCAUCUACGGGAUCUCGAGGGUCUUCCUGCGUGGAUACAACGGCUUCCGAGUCGGCUCGCUGGCUCUCUGUUUGGAGAUCAUAAUGUAAUCCCAACGGAUGGUCUUCACGCGGACAGCUUUGGCUUCCGGAAGCUAAUUCUGGUUGCUACAGAGAAUGGUCGGGUGCUGGCACUGGAUUCUGGUGAUGUCGGCAAGAUUGUUUGGGCUACCACGGUCAUUGACCUUGGACCGGGUAAGAAAUGGGACGUCAAGGGUAUGCUUGUAAACGGUGACGCUGUGCAGAUUCGCAGUGGUACCGGAGAGCAGGUGACGCUUGAAGUCUUGACUGGCAAAGUGCUGCAAAGAGAGCCGGCAAAGCCUGCCAAGGUCGAAAGUACUGCCAUCAUUGAAGAGGCUGGCCAGCUGUCCCUCUUGUCCAUUUACGAAGACGAGACCAUUGAGGCUCCCGAACUCAUCGGCGAAGGUACCGUUAUUGUCCUCCAAGGCAAGAACGGCAACGCCAAGGGCGUCCAAGUCGUUCCUGGACAAAAGUCUUCCGUUCCUGUAUGGGAAUUCGCCCCGCCUGCUGGUGAGCGGAUCGUUGGGUUGACGUCCAGAGCUGCCCAUGAUCCCGUUGCAUCUAUUGGGAAAGUGCUCGGAGACCGUUCCGUCAUGUACAAGUACCUCAAUCCGAAUCUGCUUCUGGUCACGACAGUCUCGGACGCUCAAUCGACGUUAUCAUUCCACCUGCUCGAUUCCACUUCCGGAAAUGUGCUCUAUACUGCGUCUCAUGAGGGCGUUGCCACCUCGCGCCCCAUCACCUCGGCCUUGUCAGAAAACUGGUUCACUUACGCUUUCUGGGCUGAUGUCGUGGAGGGAUCUACUAGCGCUACCUCCAAGGGAUACCAACUUGUCGUUGCCGAGCUCUACGAAUCUAGCAUUCCCAAUGAUCGUGGUCUGCUUGGUUCACGUAACAACUAUUCCAGCGUCGAUGCAUCUGCGACGGAUAAUCAACCUCAUGUCAUCUCGCAGGCGUACCGCAUCCCCGAAGAAAUCUCCGGCAUGACAGUUACCCAGACUCGCCAAGGCAUUACGUCGCGGGAACUCCUCUGUACACUAUCCUCGUCAAACGCUAUUGUCGCUAUCCCACGGAUGGUCCUCGACCCUCGACGGCCGCUUGGCCGGGACCCUACCCCGGCUGAGGCCGAGGAAGGACUCUUCCGCUAUGUCCCUACUCUGGAAUUCAACCCGCAAUGGAUUAUCACGCAUAAGCGCGAGGUGGCGGGUAUUGAUCAAGUCAUCACCUCUCCGACACUGUUGGAGAGUACUAGCUUGGUGUUUGCCUAUGGCCUGGAUGUGUUCGGCACCAGGGUUGCGCCGAGCCGACAAUUUGAUAUCCUUGGUAAGGAAUUUGGAAAAGUGCAGUUAAUUGGUACUGUCCUGGCGGUGGCAGCAGGCGUGGCCAUAUUAGCGCCAAUGGUCCGAAGGAAACAAAUUAAUGCUCAGUGGCAAUCUCCGUAGAUGUUCUCAAGGCGUGUAGAGGUCAUGUUUUGUCAUUCUCCAUAGAAAGCAUUAAAGGCAUAGUAAUAAGCCGUAUCAGAAGAUUAGCUUGUGCAUAUUUUUCAACUCUGCAAAUAGGUUAUUCAAAGUAUGAUGUUUAGUCUCCAUGAAAUUCGUUGGGGCCGACUUUAUGUCGGAUUGGCUAAAGGAUUCAAAGAAGUUGACGGCCAGAGGCUGGCCAAGCGCCUUUUAGAAAAUACAGGGUCCAAUGACUAGCUCCACAAAUACUUCUCAAGUGGCGGUAAAAAUCCGGUGUCGUUUUGGCAUUGGUCGGAGCCUUGCAUGACACCGUGAUGCCUAUUGUUUUGUCAACAGUACUUGCUUUGCCCAUUUUGAAGCCUCGAUCGGGACUCUGCAUGGCUGUGUCGAUGAGGAAGGCUUGUACACGAGCGAGCACGUUCCGUCGAACGGUGGACCAGUCGACAGUGUGCUUCGUCGCCAG